Messenger RNA from Gavialis gangeticus (Gharial), 17934 nucleotides. It is a transcript of the gene ARHGEF9, whose product is annotated as Cdc42 guanine nucleotide exchange factor 9. Bases 414 to 4304 code for a protein of 1296 amino acids. The record is from RefSeq and is a predicted model, not a curated record. The transcript is spliced from 18 exons. NCBI's taxonomy places the organism in Eukaryota, Metazoa, Chordata, Crocodylia, Gavialidae. Gene Ontology annotation, molecular function: protein binding; guanyl-nucleotide exchange factor activity.
CCAGGAGCUGUGACAGCAAAAUAUUGUUCUGAAACUUUUCCGCCAGCCUUGGAGUCAUUGCAAGCCACCAAAUGUUAAGCUUUCUCAGGAUCCCGGAGUACCCUGAUUUUGCGUAGGCUGGAAAAAUAGACAGUGAGCUUGGCUGGCUCUGGAGGGUGUAAGUUUACAGCAAGUGAGUCCAUGUGAGUCAAUGGAGAGCCUGUGAGACUGACCAAACUGGCAUACUGAAGGCCUCUGUUCCCAAAACCGCUGUCACCUGGGGAGCAACAUGGCACCAUAACUGUACUUCAGUUAGCUGGAUCAUGGAUUUCAAUUCAAGUCUUGGCUUCCUUCAGGGAAACAAAGCCCCAUGAAGAAAUUCAUCUGAAGACAAUGGUGCUGUGACAGUCAACACCAUCUUUCUAAUUGGAACUAUGGAAAUUGUAGAGGGCUGCCGACAUUCUCACCCUCAGCUGGUGUCCAAUGGAUACGUGAAAAAGGUUUUUCAAGCAAAUCCAGAGAGGAGCACUGAAGUAUUAAAGAUCUGUGAUAUUGAGCCAUGCAACUUUAGUGGCAGCUACCAAAAUGAAAAGGAAGAGGCAGCCAGGUAUAAAAAGAAAACGAAGGGCAGCCGGAUAUGGAAUUUUGUUAGCCGAAAAAAAGGUUCCUCCAUGAAUAACAAAAGGCCCCAGUCCAUGAUCUUGUUAGGAGAUACCUCAGAGACCUUAGAGGAAAAACACAAGCUGUCUUUUAUGGAGAGGGUUAGGUCCUUUAAAAAGCUGAGAUCUUCCAGCAUGCCUAAGAAUGUGGAUUUGAGAGCAUCCAAAGCAAAGGUUGCCUGCAUUCCUGAAGAGGACCAACUAGACAAUGGGCAAAGAGCAAUCUACAGGAUUAAGAAACUGUCUGACAGUCAGAGGCCUUUCCGUCAUUCAUAUGCAGGGUACAUUGAGGAUUUGGAUUCUUCUUUUGAAGAUGUAGAGUUAAACAUCAGCAUUCCAGAAAUCAAUGCCAAUGAAAAUAAAUGGCUCAGGGAUAUCAAUGUCAGAAUACAUGGUGAAGAUAGUGACAAUAACUGCCAUAAGAUGAGAGCUAGAAGGAACGAGUCUCUGAAUUUUGAAAACUUUAAGAGUUCUGUGAUUACAGAAGGGGACAAUCAAAAGAGGUGUCUUAUGCUCUCACAGGAGAGCAGAAAAGGAAAAAGCUCUGAUGUCUGGAACUAUCUGAAAGGAAUUUCAUUAACUAGCAGAGAUAAUUCAAAGCUACUAGAUCAAAGGGUUGAAACCAAUUUCCAGAACUUAGAAAAUAUAACUGAUAAUUCUACUUCUCAUUUUGACUUUGAUAUGAGAUGUGAACAGAAUCUUAGCCAGCCUAAAAAAUCAAGCAAUGCAAUGAAAGCAGGUCAUUUUGGUGGCGUCCUAAAGUUCUUUAACAGCAUGGCUGGUGCUGCUAGAAAGUGGCGAGCCUCUUCAAGGCCGUUUUCCCAGGAGGAGAAAAGAUCUCAGUCAAAUUUCAGAAGCCAGAGGCAGGACGCCUCCUCCCACAAAGAGUCUUUGGUUUUUGAGAAUGAAAAUGCCAGGGAAUUCUCUUCAACUGGAAUACCUUUAUGGUCUCUGGAUGCUGAGGUCUGGGAUCAUCAUAAUUCUGAAAAUUCAACGCAGAAAGAACUACCCCAGUUGGAUGUACAUGCAGGAGUAUCCCAAGAAGUUAGCUGCUCUGCUCCAGGCGGUCAGAAUGAUAGUUUUACUGAAAUAUCCCUCUCUCACCUUGAGCCAGUUUCACCUACCUCCCCCUUGCCUGAACUUAUGGAUGACUGUUAUACCUCACUCAACAUGCAAGGCCUAACUAUGCCUCUGGCUAAAUUAGAUGCUAAGGACCUAGGCAGCUCUCCAGCAGAUGUUCAAGAUCCUUGUCAUAAAAACUUAGACACCCAAGAUUUGGGAAAUACUGAGGUAUGCUUGAAAGACUUGUCUGAAACUGUCCUGGAUGCCCAGGAAUUAAGCAGUGCUUCAGAGGAUGCCUGGGAGCCAAGCAAUCAUGAGGAUUCUCCAGUGCCAAGUGAUAAUGAACUUGCCUUGGGGCUGAUCGGUGAUGAGGAUGUCUAUGAGCCAAGUAGUGUUCCAGAUGAUGUGCAGGAUCUUUCCAAGAGUAAUCUGGAUGCUCAAGACCUGGGCAGUGCUAUGUGGGAUCUCUCGACAUCUACUCUUUUAAAAUAUGGAAAAGGCAAUGAGCAAGUGGUAGAACCAGAGGACACCCCUACCAGAGAGCAUGAAACAGUUUCAGCUGGAGAACAAAAUUCCAUUGAGGAACCAGACAGAGUGGACCACUUUGAGUGCAAUGAAACGUGCCAUCAGCUCAAACUGAACCUUUGUACAAUUGUCUCCUUCAGUGAACUCAAUAAUGGAAAGCCUCUGUGUCAUCCUCUUCAUCCAUCACCACAAGCACCUCCUUUUAAAAUCUUGUUGGACAGAUGUCGCUCCUUACCCCUUUCCCAGAGUACACCUAUGGGGUUGGAUCAGCUGGGCUGGAGGCGACGUCUGUUACUGAGCACUGGUGCUGAGAACGACCUGGGUUCAAAGACUUUGGAGGUGCGCAGAGACUGCAGGAAUGGUGGAAGGAGAUGGAAGCCCCUGAAGCCUGGAGCUGAGCAGCUGCUAGUCGAUAAACUGAUCAGUGGUGGUUCUAUUGUCAGUGCUGAGGCAGUAUGGGAUCACGUCACCAUGGCCAACCGGGAGUUGGCAUUUAAAGCAGGAGACGUUAUCAAGGUCCUGGAUGCUUCCAACAAGGACUGGUGGUGGGGUCAGAUUGAUGAUGAAGAAGGAUGGUUUCCCGCCAGCUUCGUAAGGCUAUGGGUGAAUCAAGAAGACGGAGUAGAGGAAGGAACCAGCGAAGUACAGAAUGGCCAUUUGGAUCCAAGUGCCGACUGCCUCUGUCUUGGCAGAACCCUUCAGAACCGAGACCAGAUGAGAGCUAAUGUGAUCAAUGAAAUCAUGAGCACAGAGCGCCACUAUAUCAAGCACCUCAAGGACAUUUGUGAGGGUUAUUUAAAGCAGUGCCGGAAGAGGAGAGACAUGUUCAGCGAUGAGCAGUUGAAGGUCAUAUUUGGCAACAUUGAAGAUAUCUAUAGGUUUCAAAUGGGUUUUGUCCGGGACUUGGAGAAACAGUAUAACAAUGAGGACCCCCACCUCAGUGAAAUUGGACCUUGCUUCCUGGAACAUCAAGACGGGUUCUGGAUCUACUCAGAGUACUGUAACAAUCACUUGGAUGCAUGCAUGGAGCUCUCCAAGCUGAUGAAAGAUGGCAGGUACCAGCAUUUCUUUGAAGCGUGUCGUCUGUUGCAGCAGAUGAUUGAUAUUGCCAUAGAUGGUUUCCUUUUGACACCAGUGCAGAAGAUCUGCAAAUACCCCUUGCAGCUGGCAGAGUUACUGAAGUACACCGCACAGGAUCACAGUGACUACAGGUACGUGGCUGCUGCACUUGCAGUCAUGAGAAACGUGACUCAACAGAUCAAUGAGCGAAAACGGAGACUGGAGAACAUUGACAAGAUAGCUCAGUGGCAGGCCUCAGUCCUGGACUGGGAGGGAGAUGACAUCCUGGAUCGGAGCUCCGAGUUGAUUUACACAGGGGAGAUGUCCUGGAUUUACCAGCCGUAUGGACGGAACCAGCAGCGUGUUUUCUUCCUCUUCGAUCACCAGCUGGUUCUCUGCAAAAAGGACCUGAUACGAAGAGAUAUCCUAUACUACAAAGGUCGCAUUGACAUGGAUAAAUAUGAGGUGGUGGAUAUAGAAGAUGGGAGAGAUGAUGAUUUCAAUGUCAGCAUGAAGAAUGCCUUUAAACUUCAUAACAAGGAGACUGAUGAAAUACACUUAUUCUUUGCCAAGAAGCUGGAAGAGAAAUUGCGAUGGCUGAGAGCUUUCAGAGAAGAAAGGAAGAUGGUACAAGAAGAUGAAAAGAUAGGCUUUGAAAUUUCUGAAAAUCAAAAGCGACAAGCGGCAAUGACAGUAAGGAAAGUCAGUAAGCAAAAAGGUGUCAGCUACUCCAGGUCGGUUCCUCCAGCCUACCCGCCACCCCAGGAUCCAUUAAAUCAGGGACAAUACAUGGUGACAGAUGGCAUAUCCCAGUCCCAGGUCUUCGAGUUCACCGAACCCAAACGCAGUCAGUCACCAUUCUGGCAAAACUUCAGCAGGACAUGCAAGAAUUGUCUGGAUGGGGCGGCAGUAUGUCAGGAUAGCAGACACACCAGAAUCAGCACCAGCCUCUACAGUCCCAGUUCAACAUCCUCCAAUGCAAAACAAUGCAUGAGCGAUUACUUCAUAAAGAAAACAUAAGAGUCCUGAAGAGGUGCUUCGAACAUGGACAUCUGGUUCUGAAGUAGACAUCACUCCCUGCCACCCCACCCCCUGCCCUCCUGCCAGAGAAGAAAGUUGUUAAAAGGAUUUUGGGAAAAGAGAAAAAAAGGGAUACAUGUGGCUCUAAUUCUUAUUCUGUCUGUGGUCCCAAUUGUUGUAGUGUACUAGUGCCUCACAAUUUUCUAUUCAUUAUCCUCACAACCCCUGUGAGGCAGGGAUUCUCUGUUCUCUCUGUUUUACAGAAUGGGAACUAAGGGGCAGAUUUUCAAAGGCAUUUAGGCACCUGGCAAGACUUUUGGAAGAGUCUAGGUGCCUAGUUCCCAUUUAACUCGAUGGGAGUUGGAUUUCGAUGGAAAUUAAUUGCCUUUGAGAAUCUGCAUUCAAGUGGCUUGACCAAGGUCACACAGAAGGUCCAUAGAAGAGCAAGGAAUUGAGUGCUCCACCCUGGUUUUCUAAGUUGCAAAUUAACAUCCUAAUUAUUCUGUUAUCCUUGCUCCAUUACUGUUAGGACAAUCACUUCUAUAAUGGAUUUUAUGGAUACAUCUUGGCUUUAUUUACCUUUAUAACAGUUGAGAACCAUUUCUUUGGAUAUGAUUUGUCAAGUUAUGCAGUAGAACAUGUACUCAUAUGGUGUUGUGUAUAAACAAACCUGAUCUGCACAGCAUUGAGGUUCAUGGGAGCUUUUCCAUUGGUUUCAAAGGGAGAGGGAUUGUGCCUUUAGCAAAAUCUGCCCUAAACAGUCAUGCAUAAAGGUCUAGGGAAAAAAUGUCUUAUGGUAGCAGAAUGGGAACCCCUAACUCACGUAGAAUGGGACAGAAGAAUGUUUUGCGAUGAGUUGUCUCAUUUUAAUCAAUGGGACUUUACUAAACUAGGUAGUCCAUACAACUAGAGCAUGCAGUGACAGAAUCAAGCCCAUGGUGAAGAUUGGGCCAGAUUCUUCUUUCAGGUGCAACUUGUAUAAACUGGAGAAACUCCCUUGACUACACCAGCGUUACUCCAGAUUUAUACCAGAUAUAACUGAACACAGAAUUUGACUCGUGCUUUAACUAAUGCUUGGAACAACAACAUUGGUACAGUGACCUGGUAAAUACUCGAAGGUACUUUGAUGUGGUCAUUUUAAGCCUAGGACUUUUCUACUGAAGAUACCAUUAUUGGUGCAGGGUGGAUUGGUUGAUGCUACACUGUGUUUUCUGUAGAUAGUAUUUUCCUUAACUUCAACGGGAGUGGUAGUCCAUUACAGAAUUUGCCAUUUCCGUCUGAAUGUUGGAUUUCUCCAAACAGAUGGUAGGGUUCCCUUAUGUAUUGCGAUGGAAGAAAAAGUUUAGCUUUCCCUUUCUCAUGGCAGAUUUCAAACAGAGAAGGUUGAAAAUGAGAUGGGUUUAUCUGUUCUACUUCAACUGAUCCUGCUUAUUGCGUCUGCUACGAGGUGUUUAAUUCUGGAGUUGAUUUAAUCAGGAAUGGUGCUUGACACUGGAAAAACAGAGUAGCCUAGCAAAAUAUGAGAAAUCCAGAGAUCAUAUGAACAAGUAUCGUACCUGGAGAGACAGAAUUUAGUUUGAAACAGGACUGUACAAAUAAGAGAAUUAAAAGAAAACAGUGCCAAAUUAACUCCCUGAUGGAGCCCUGGCAAGCUGAUUUGGAAAGACUUUUUAUCUCCCCAGACUCCAUGGACUAAAAGAAACAUUCCCCCACAGGAUUCAUCAGACAAGCUCUAUUCAUCCCACAAUAGGAAGUUUUUGAGAGUUGUGGAGUUUCUUUGGACACGCGGUCUGAGGAUUCUAAGGAUAGAAGAACAUCUUCAACAAAUUACCUCAAAAAAAGUCAUGAUCAUUACCUGGGUGAAUAUACACUGAAAAUAUUCAAAUUCUUGGGAACAUGAUCAACAAGGAAAUUAUUUCUGCUUUGAAACCUGCCAAGAGGUAUCCUAUUACACUUGACUGCAUCCGAGCCAUUAGUGAACAAGAGCAAAUGCCACUGAUUGUUAGAUCUGUUUCUGUGGAAGACGCAAUGGAAACCAGGCAGAGAUACAAUCCAAAAGCACUUUGUUGGGUUUUUGAGCAUGACAUAGUCCACUGACAGUACAAUGAUAGAAGCUCUCCUUGAACAGUCAAAAGAAAUGGAAAUUUCAUUCAGUGAUUUGAGUGGUCAAGGCUAUGGUAGUGGGACAAUUAUGAAAGGCAAACAGUGGAGACAAUCUGGGGCAAGAGAGCAUUUUUUUUGGUCCUGAACAAUGCACUUUCUUUUAAUCUUGUAUUCAACAAUGGUGCAAGUUAUUGCAUUGAAGCUGCAGUACUUUUUUAUAUGGAUCAAAGCAUUUGGGGGGGUUUUCCACAGUCUCACAGCAACUUUAAGCUGUUAUGCACCAACAUGUGAUUAACCUAUUUCCAAAACCUUUAAGUGAAAUAACAAGGGAGAGCCAAAUUGAUGGGAUCCAUGUAUUUUGGUGCCAACUUUAAGAAGUCUAUGGUACUUAAGUAUCCAUUGCCAAGAGUUUAAACCUAAAGGGACCCACAGCAGCCAAAACUCAAAGCAAUACUGUAUUGUUGGCUCACAAAAUCUGUGAUUUGAAGUGUUUGCACAGUGUGGUACUUCAGUAUGAUAUGCCUUAUGAAGGCAGCACCACCCAUAAAAUGCUUUAAGACAGCAAUGUAGAUUCUGAUCAAACUAUGGCUUGAAGGAUUUCCUUGUAAACUACCACUGUGAUAAAGGACUCACAUGCAUCCUUACUGAUGCUAAGAAACUGGUCAAUGAGCUGGAAAUUGAAGCUUUCCACAAGAAAAAUCAAACAGAGUAUGAACCCAAAAAAGCAAACAUUUGAUUAUGAGGCCAGAGAUGAACCACUAACUAAUCUAGGAAACAACUCUAAAGCCAUUUUUCUUAUGUUAUGUUUGAGAUACUGUCAUUGGUCACUUGAAGAGCACCACAAGCUGCUUGCCAAUGUGCGGGAGAGGGUUGCUAUUAUUUCUCUAAAACAUCAAAGGUGCCCUGCAAAGGAUUGCAACAGCCAUGCUUUGUUUUAAGAAGGGCAUUAGACGAUGAUCAGGUUGGUGCAGCAACAUCCUUUCACAUUAAUGCCCUGGAUCUUUGCAGUGGAUUUCAAGGUCUUGGCAGACAGCUGAAACCUAGAAUAAGCCCAAAAGUCACAUUGGAGUUUCUAUGCAAAAAUAAGCUUUUGUCCUCAUUUCCAAAGAUAUCUAUUGCCAUCAAGAUUCUGGGAUCAUUGGCUGUGUCUGUCUGAAGUGGAGAGCAGCUUUCAGAAACGUAGAAAGAUAUACCUGCAUUCUGUGAUGGCUCGGUCUUGCCUCGUGUGCCUUGCUUUAAUUUCAAUUGAAAGCCAAACUUCAGGGAGUAGUUUCCCGUGCAGACAUCCCUUUACAUAUCUUUGUGUUCUCCCAAUUCUGGACCAGCAUGUUUAACCUCUAGCUUAUUUUAGUAUAAUCUAAGAACUACUCUAAACAUAUGUCUGCGUGGCAAAAUGAAGGUUGAUCACAACAUGUGGUAAUAUAUCUAGCUAGCACGGGUAAGCAUAGCAGUAAAGACCCAGCAACAUGUGCUUUAGCACAAGUUAGCAGCCACAGGGUCCCUGAAGAGCUUAUAACCUGGUACUAGCACAUAUUUAAAGUCUAUGCUGCUGCAUCCUCACUGCUAUGUUACUCAUGCUAGGUAAGUACAAGCUAUGGUCAGGUCAUGCCUUCAUUUUUCUGUGUAGGCAUCCUAUAAACUGCUUCACUGACUAGUGGUCACCAAAUGCCCUGCUCCACAUGCCCAACUGUGUCCAACUGUGGCUGUAGGUGAUGAAGAUGAAGUGCCAAAAGGCCAUUUAAGAAUUCCUACAUAAGGGAAAGUCUGGAAGAGAAGAAGGGGUAUCUGAACCAAACGAGCUGGACAGGUGGGGAAGGCAGAAGAAUCCGAGAGAAAACUAAAGAAAUGAGCAGGGAAGAGAGACUAGUUAAGCAAGAGGAGAAGACAGAUGGGAGGAAUGGCAAGCUGACUUGUCCGUGGUCUGGGUGGGCAAAUUUGCUAUUAGGCAAAGCUUGAUUCGAAUCUCACACUUCUGUAUAUCCAGUUAGUCCAGUGAGGGAAGCCUAGUUCAACCACUACAAAAAUCCUAGUGCGACCUAGAGUUGAGUGAGCUGAGAAAUGAAUUUGCAGCACUGCUACACAAACCAAGCUCAAAACUCCCAUGGACAUGAAUGGAAGCAGUGCGGGGGGGGGGGCAUGUACAGAACUAGCCCGUGAGAACUGCACCGUACUUCAAUUACUAGACCCAGAAAAGGACAUCAGGGCUCCUCUAGCUACUAUUCCCAGGCCUGCCACUAGCUUGCAUGACGACCCUGGGCAAGUCAUCAAAGGCCUCAUGCUAGAUUAAAGAAUGACUCCAGCUCCCACUGGCAGAGCUACAAGUUGUGAUGCUCACUUCCUCUGCCAAUAGGCCAUGAGUAUUUUUUCCUGCCUCUGUUUACAUUAUCUGCCCUCCCUUCCCCCCCUUCUCCCUCCCCAUCCCAGCCCCUGGCUCCAAUACCUACCUCAUGGGAAAGUCAAGAGGCUUUAAGAAAUGGCACAUCAAAUUUGACAAUGGAUAUAUCUGUUUUUAAGACCCUCUGAAAUCCCCUGGAUGAGUUGAUUUGGACCCAUUUGCUUUGUCUGGCCUCUGCAGAGUAAUAGGAGAGAUGAAAGUACCAAAUCAUAGAACUGCAUUGUUGGGAAGGGCUUCAUGAGCCAGCUAAUCCAACCACCUGCACAAGCGUAGGAUUCACUUUCAAUUAACUGGAAUGCCAAGACAUCUUUAUUUAAACUUAGAGCUGCUGCUUGGGAGAAGGAAUGAGUUGGCUGGAAUGUGGAUUUCUUUUGCAACAUUAAAUAAUUGACAGUGCUGACAGUGUGGGGCACCCUGCAUUGUGCUAAAAUCAACAGAAAUAAUUGAGAGUUUGUAUGCACAAGAGUUUUACCAAAUCUGUGACCGUUGGAAAUAUCUUUGUGGAUUAGCUUUCUGCCAGUGGAGCAGAUGUUUUAAAUAAAUAACCAUUUCCCAGCAGUGUUUCCACCCAAAUAUUGCAACACUGAGGACCUUCGCAUGAAGCUGAAUCAAAAUAUACAAAACAAGAAACUAAUCUUGGUUAUUUGUGAUUGCCCAACCAAACUGAAGUGUGAGAAAUAAAUAGCAGGAAUACACUGCAGAGUAAUGUUUUCAGUACACUAAGGUGGCAGUAAUGCUAUAAAGGUGUUUGUAUAAAAUAUAUCUAAUUGAUGCCCCUUUAGGACUGUUUCUAUCUGCAGAUUAAAGCUGCUCAUGGAGAAGUAAUUAUUACUAUUGGGACUCUGAGGUCAGUGUUUGGGGAGUCCAGGAUGCUAUAUUAGCCGGAAGAAACAAUUAGCAUCUUAACAGAAAGACAAGGUCAGAGGUUUAAAGAAUUAAUGAAAAGGCAAUAAGUGAUCAAAGAGACUCCAGAAUGCAGGCACCCAGGGCUCCAGGGUGGGAUGGGCUCAAGCCUGUCUUUGGUUCCUGUUUACAUGAUGUACCUUCUUGCUCCAUGGUCCCUGAUAGCCAUCCUGAAUAGCAGUCUAUGCAUGCACUGAUAACACCACAUUUAUGAGUUCCAACCCAUCACGGGGAGCUCCACAGCUACUGCACAUCUGGGAGCCUGCUGCAAAACAGGCCCUCAACAAACUGAGGCUUGAAAUCAGGCAACAUGCCUCCCAGACUAGAGUUUCUGCAGAGCCCCUGCACAUCAGCCUAGCAGGUACGGCCACACAUCUCGUACGCAAAACACAGUGAAUGAUAUUCAUGGGAACGCAGGCAAGGCCAUGAGGGAGCUUUUGUCUGGGAGAGCAGAAAAGUAGCAUCAGCUCUAAUGAGACUAAAUGACAGCCUCCUGCUUUGCUACAUUCCCUUUUAGGCAUGUCCCUUAAUUUGAUGCAGCUCUUGUUUGUUUGUUUGUUUGUUUCCUAUUUAGUUUCAAGCUACUGUACCUCCCGUUUCUGUUCAGUUCAUUGCCUUUCCGCAGCUCAGAUAUGCGUCAGUAGUGCAUCUUGCCCAGACAGUUCCCUAAGCUACUUCCACCAACUCCCUGUACUUACCCUCUAGGCCCAGAACUGAGAAUUACUAAUCCUUGAUCAUAAGAGGUGGAUUUGUAAGAGGCUCUGAUCUCUGCUUGUUCGUCUGCAUGUUGCAUGCGAAGGGCAGAAUUCUCCUUUCAGAUGUACGUAGCAAUUCUCACCUCUGUUGCCUAUUUUUGAUCCCUGCCCAGAGCUCUGGGAAUCAAGAUUUACUGCACAGAUUUGAGGGGGGGAUAUCCCUGUGGGAGAUUGAGGCCCCAAACCUGCCAAGAUUAAAGUGUGUGCUUAAUUUUAUGCAUGGUAGCAUGUCAGAAGGGCCCAGAGUGUAUAUAAAGUUGAGCAUGUGCGUGUGUCUUUGCACCAUCAGGUCCUUAUGUUCCUACAAUUCACGUGGCUCCCCAGAGUGACACACAUCAGUCCUUUACUAUUCACCCUCACUCUUUUGCCUUUGUUGGUGUCCUCCGUGUGCUCUUCUAGCAAAUACUUGGAUGCAUAAAAUCUCCGUCUUACAAAAAAAAUUUAAACAAUUUCUUCAACCUCUUUUCUAUCCUAAAAGGGUCAGUUACUGCACUAUGGAUACCCAUACAGUCUGCUUGAUAAUGACAUGUACAUAAAAUCUCAUAUGUCUCUGUGAUGUUAUACUGUUGCACAAAUAAACUUUGCUUUUGUGUAUUCAUUUUAGAGAGGUACAUUGUUAUCACUUUAGUGACUGGUUAUUGGUCCUGUAAAGUGAAACCAAUAAUAUUUUGAUUUCUUUCCAGAAUCAGCCUCUGGGUCUAGUUAUUUCAUCAGCAGUGUGUGCUCGAGUGCAGUUAGUAUUUAUUAUAGUGCAAAAGCAUCACAGUCAGGGACCAGGAGUCCUUUGUGCCAGGUGCUGCCCAUAAUUCAUUUCAGUUGCCUGAAUAUUCUGUCUGCAACACAGAAGUGACUUCAUUUGACUUCCCUGCACUAGCAGCAACUGAUUAUAGCCAGGGUAGCCAAUCUCAAAGGCAAGUACAUUCUCAGACCCCAAGAAAUGUCCUUUAUAUUCACUGCACGUCAUAAUUUAAAACAUCCAGAGCUGUAUCAGUUACUAUUAAGGAUAUGGUUGUAUGCAUUAGGUUGUAUGUAUAAGGUUGUUGUAUGCAUUAGUUUGGGAGAGUGACAAGGAGUGAUGGGGAGCAGAAGGUAUACUAUCUUAUCAGUUCAGCUUACAGAUACUUUUUUUCCCUUUCAUUUCAGUCUUCAGUCCCUUGUGACCCUGUUUACGGGGAAGGUAUGAACAGCUGAUGUAGAGCUGCACAGAAAAGCCACUUGCACAACACAUUUUUGAUCCUAUAAAAUGUACCUAUUUUACUGUAGGUCCUUGAGGCUCACAUCUCUAAGCAUCAGCUCCCAACACUUUAUCUAUUGCCUAAGGACUAGAUCCAAAAAAAGGCUUAGGCACCUAGAAGUGGCUGGGCAGGAGUUUUGUGGGCUGCAAUUCAGACAUCCCUCUUUCACCCUAAGUGCAGCUUGGGCAUCUGAGAGGCCCAAGUUCUCUGGUGAAAAUUUACUUAGGGCCCCAAGGUUUAGCUUCUGCACAUGCUUAGAACUUAUCACCAUGCUGUUUGUGCCAAACAUUCAGGAGUUGAAACCCUGCAUAACUGUCCAGUGGGACCUGGUGGGGUAGAUAUGCUCGGAGCACACCGAACCUGACACCAUUGCACCCAUGACCACUCAUCCUAGAACAUGGCCUGAGGUGGUACCUAUGCUGACCCUCUGCAUGAUCACCUUAGGACUCACUUGCUCACAAAAUGGAAGACCUGAGUUCUGGUCCCUGUUCUCAAAGCUGUUUAUGCCUCUUACCCGGUGACUGCUGCAUGCAAAGUGCUGUGCACACCUAGGAGCAGGGACUGGCACUCAGGCCCCACUCUGGCCCAAGAGGGUUGUAAUGGGCACCUCGCUGGGCUACUGAACGGUGCUCCCUCUUGUUCUCUCUUUGGCUCCUUACUCUUCCACUUGUUUCAUAGAUUUCAUCGACAUUAGGGCUGGAAGGGACCUCGGAAGAUCAUCGAGUCCAGCCCCUGUUUCAUGGAAGUCCAUUUUGGCUUAGCCCGUUGCUUGGUGGUUAGGGCAUUAUCCUGAGAGAGGUGGACUUGAACUCCUUCAGACUAUUCAGGGCCUAAAAUCCAGGUGCCUCACUUCCAGGUAGAGUGCCCUAAGCAACAGAUCAUUAGGCAAAAGGAGGUGCCCUCACCACUGGCCAUCCUUGAAAAGAAGGAAGCCAGCGAGUUGCCCAUACCUGAAAGGAUAAAGUCGGUGCCUACAUUUAGGGGCAGGUUUCAAACUGCCAAGUCUAGACUCAGUCAUUGCUGAAGUCCAGGAGAGAUGAGAGACUCCAGAUACAUCCCUCUUCUCCAGGAUAUCUUAUCAAUGGACUGCUUUAGGUAUUUCUCUUCUCAACGCUCUGGGGCUGUAAAACCCAAUCCGAGGCAUCUAAAGCUCUCUAUUUAAAAUGUAAGUAGCUUAGGUGCCUAACCUGGGUCUGUGGAUUCACUCUCCCAGAACAAGGCAUGUGAAUGUUAGGCAUAGUGAUCCUGAGCCUGCCUGUGCCUAAAUUCUUAUUUGGAUUUGGCCCUAAUGUCACAUAUGAAGGCACCCAGAACAUCCUGGAAACAGGAAAGGGAGAGAGAUCGUAGCACGCCACAGUGAAGGAGCAGAGUAGGUGUGAGUGCUGCAAUGCAGGGGUGUGAAUGAGUGCAGGAGGGAAGAGGCUGGGGGGUAGACUAUAUACUAAAUAUAGGUCUACUGUAUCUACCCCCUCUCUCUAACCUACCGCACCUCCCUGACUUAGUCAGCAGUGCCUUGGCAUUACAGUGCACAAAGUUUAGACAAUGAGCUCCUUCAUUUUUUUUCAGUGUAGGUCCAGGAACUCAUUCAAGAACUGGGUUAGAGGGGCUCAGCUCCAAACCAGGGGCUUGGAUUUUUGGCAGGCUUUGCUCCAGGGUUUGAAGACAUUUGGAUCUGAUUUCCCAGGCCUAGCCCAGGAGCUGCCUCCCUACACUAAUCUCUUUCAGAAGUGAUUAAGUGAGGUAAGGACAGAGCAGACAAUUUCAUGUAUUUCCUGAUUUUUAUGGCUUUAACCAUUUUUUGUCAGGUUAUUUCAGCAUGUUCCUUUGGGGUUCUGUUUUCUUUAAAGUUAGGGUCAUACCAAAGCCACUGCUGUGUAUACAGGUCUGCAUUUGCUGUGGCAUGUGGCAGCCUUGCUACACUACGUCAGGGCCUAUUUAUACUGCUACCUUGCCAUGCCAGGUGAUGCCAUGCUGAAACACGCCACGCAUUCAUGUUCAUGGGACCUUGGAUUUCAUUUUCAAAGCCCUUUCCAGCUUGCCUACUGUCCCAGCAGGUUGAUUUAUGCCUCCAACCAGUGCAGGGUGCCAGUCCCCAUCACCCACUUGUCCCAUCUUUCCCAUCACUUCCCACAAACACCUGCAAAGCUUCCUCAGUAUCCUCCUUCAAAUCUCUGUUGUCUUGAUGCCUAGAAAAAAACUUCAUGGCACUUAGGUUGCCCAUGUGCUAUGAUCACUGCCUCUUGCACUGACUUGUGCAACACUUUUCCUUGUGCUCCACCUGUUUCUUAUAGAUCAAAUCGUAAAGUCACUGGGCAGAGAUCGCCCCUUUGUUAUCUGUACAGCACUGAGCAUCAUGGACCCCUGGUUCAGGAACAGAACUUGUAGGGCCUGUUUAUACUGCUAGCUUGCCAUGCCAGGUGAUGCCAGGCUGAAACGUGCCAUUCUGAUCUGCAUAAUGAGCUGGAACCAGAUUAGCUGUCUUAGUGCAGCACUGAGGCAGGCUAACUAGCCCUGCUGAGAUACAGCCAUAAUUAGCAAGGCACUGCACAAACACAUGAGAGGAAGCAUGUGUGAAGCAGCGUGGCCCAUCUUAUCCCAUUGCCACCUGGAACACCAAGGUAGCUGAGCAGCCAUACCCCUGCAUGCUCCAGUACCGCAUGUGACAAACCAUUAGUAAACAGAAUGAAUGUUGGGUUAAGGACAGGAGUGGGAUGCUGUUCAUUCAGAAUAAUCCUUUUAGCACCAGAGACAGGCCUGAGCCAACGCUCUGAUUAGAUCCAAAUGUUGUUCCUCUGGCUCACUUCCGCUCACUCCCAUGGAUUACAGCAGAAGGAGGAGGUAUUUGUUUUAACUGCUAAGAGUCCCACUGAAGGAGGUCUAGGUGGAGCUCUAAGUGUAUAGCAAAUCAAGGCCCUGAUCCAAAGUCCUUGAAAGUUACAGGAGUCGUACAUUGACUUCAAUUGUCUUUGGAUCACAUUUGGAACUUCAUACUACUUUUAUUAAAACCUCUGAUUUCUAUUAUUGAAUCCUGUGCACAAGCAGCUCAGUAUUCUCCUCUCAGAUAUACAUCACAGCACUCUCCCUUGUCUAGUUACUGAAAGGCCACCAUCAGUACAGUAUCUAAGUGUUCCCCAGCUGCAAACCCCUGCUCCAGUAUGUGAUGUUGGCAACAUCCCUAAACUCAGGAAUUGGGCCUACUUUCACAUCAUGGACACAAUCUAUGCUUGUAUCAUAAAAGCACCCCUCAGCUCACUGGGGGAAUGAACUGAACAUCAAGAACUGCCAGGCCAGGCCUGAUUUUUCACUUGUCGAGUUCUGUAUAGAGUAAGAGACUGGGAAGUGCUUUCACAGCACCUGUAUUCACUAUACUUGCCUCUUGCUAGUGCCAUCAGGGCAGUUUUCUGUAGCACUAAACCCAUUAAAGUUAAUGAGAAUUUUGCUCAGGACUUCAGCUAAGCCAAGGCUCUCCUCUAAAUUUUACGCGCAUGGGAUUUUUUUGUUUGUUUGUUUUUGGGGGGUUUUAUUAUCAGAUACAAAGUUCUUAUUGAAACAGUCAUUGCAAAACCCUUAUUUAUUCCAAUGGGACUUCACUACUUACUGAAAACCUAUAAAAUUCCGCAAAUAACAUUGUUACUUAAGCAACAGCAAAGCUACCUUGGAGCACUGGCAUCUUAAAAGUAGUUUGCGGGACCAAAAGUCAUUUUAUUCAAGGAAAAUGAAAGCUCUGUGCAACAGGUCUUGUACCAGCCUAACAAGAAAAGUAGGAUUCAAACUGGCAAUGAGAUGAUGCAACAACAACUAGGAAAAUAAAGUACAAUCUGUAACUGCCAGGGACUCAGUGUGUUGCUGCUACCCAGAAAUAGAAGGUGUGUGGGAAACGUAUCCUUGAACAGGCGCCAAUGCUCACUGAAAUGGGCGCUGGCCCAAGUUUAUUUUAAUUAAAAAUAAAACUAAGGGAGCCAUGAGGUGAACCUUACAUUUGCAGUAAGCACUUAGAUGCCUAAGUAAGGCCUUUGACAUGGGCCCUUGCACUAGUGAACACUUACAAGUUGUAGUAGCAAUUUGAACCUUUAUGUGCAUUGGCGAGCACUUGUUGUAGUCAUCAUGCCCAUGGGGCAACUGUGUGUGUAAAUGCUCACCAUCCUGGGUUCUUACAGAAUCACAGUCUGGCCAUAAAUGAUCCAGUUAAUGAGCUGAUGCUUUAUGCUACCUGAAAGACUUUAGUUCUUAUUUGAAUAUAGUUCUUAUUUGAAUGUUAGGAUCAUCAGAGAGAAGGACAGGAAGGGACCUCACAAGGUCAUCUAGUCCAGGCCCCUGCUCAAGACAGGAUCAUCCCUGAUUAAACAGGUCCAAAAGUCAACAGAAAAAAUUAGCCAAAGCCCUGAAAUGUCAUUCUGCAUGCCAGUCUCAAAAUGGAGAGUGCUGGAUAAAUAUCGGAAUAAUCUGUGAUUGAUUAAAAAAAGAAAAACACUAUUUUUUAAUAAAUAACCUUCCACCUGGGCUGACCUCCUUACCAACUGUUAGCACAACAGCCCUGGAACAAUCAUUUCUUGCAUGAGGUGAUCUUUAAAUAUAAUUGGCCCCUCAAGGGGCUGCAAUCAUGUAUCAACAUGGUACCUUCCUCCUUCCUUCUUGAAUCCAUUUCUUUGUUUAUUGAUUGAGGCUGUUCCCGCUCCCUGUCUGGCAAGCUCCUCCUAGAUGCCCAUGUAGGGUUGCACUCUUAAAUGACUGUAAAAAAAAAAAAAGUACAUGCUCCAAUGUUUAUUAUUCCCAUACCAAAUGUGUUCAGCUAGCAAAUUAAAGGAUGUCUCUUAAUGGGAUACCCAGCCUGUCCUAACAGGCAAUCUGAGGGUCUUUCCUUAAAAGUCCUUCCAUACCAAUAAUAAAUGUCCAGAAAGCAAAAUUAGGCCAUCAUGGACAUCCAUACAACAUGGAGGCCUUGGGCAAGUUAGCACACAUAUAGCAAAUUGAAACAUAGCAAUCAGCUACCAUACUACCACAGGAGCCAGAGACAGCUCCUCCCUUCAGUUCUGGCUCUGCAGAGCGAAAGGGAGGGAAAUGCAGUUAAAAAAAGGGGGGAGCAUGAUUAAAGUGAGCAGAAAUAAAGUAGAUCACACACCAGGCAGUGAAGGAGAAGCUGCUAUUUUUCCAACUCACAUUUCUAAAUGUCCUUGAAACUAAAGUCAUAGUUCCUGGCAUUUAAAGGAAAGAAUGGCAGCUAAACAGACAAUGUGGAUAUUUCUGUUUAAAAAAAAAAAAAGUCUUAUUUAUCCAACCAAAAUGAAAUUUUUGUGGAGAAAAAAAAAUCGUUUUGGUCAAGAUACCUUUUUCUUUUCUUUUUUUAAAGAAAAUAUAUCUUUCCCCCAAAGAUGUGGCAUUUCAUUGAGUAGAAAACACUGCGUCCUUCGUCUUAACUUCCUGUUCCACAUUUUUCCAUCAAAAAGUUAAAACAAGAAAGGCUAUCUUUCUCUAUCAUUUUUUUUGUUUUGUUUUUCCUGAAAAUAUAAAAUUAAUUUUAAGUGAAACUUCUGCAUUUCUGUUUGUAAAAUAGGCUUGCUUCCCUUUAUCAGCAGAUUAUAUAAUCUUAUGGAUUAUACUGUGUGAGCAAAGGUUCGGAUCCUACUCCAGGUGAAGAUUUUUCCUGAAGUACAGUAAUAGGGGGAAGACAACAGGGCCAAAAAUUGUUAGAAUGCUGUUAAUGUUUGAAGAGGUUCCCUUUGUUCACAUCUCUGAUUUGAUUUCACAGUUAAACAUCUGUUCCCACAAAAGCACAGCUGGGGAGGAUUUGCAAGAAAAGUGUCCACUCCAGACCAGAUGUGCAAUGUAGUUAUUGGUUGCUAAAAUCAGUGCAAAAGAUAAAUAACAUGAGAAAUGUUUCGUAAGGCAGUUGUGCGCAUAGUUUGUAUUUUCUAAGUCACGAUUCUUUCACUAGCAUUAUUUGCUUCUAUGAAAAUAGAGCCUUUCUAGAAAAGAGGCUGGCUACUGCUUUUCUGUUCUGAUUGCUGCUUAGGUGUUUUUUAUUUAUGUCAAACAUGAAGAAUGCAUUGUUCAGUGUAAUUCUGUUGCUCUGUUAAUAUAGAAAGCUAUUUUUCCGUGUUUCUAAUUUGGCGGGGGGAGGCAAUUGAUGUGGCAUCAUUAUUUGAGUUUACUUUUGCAAAUGGCUACAUUACCCUUUGUAGUUACAUUUUGUAUUUGUAGUUAAAAAAGGAUAAGUAUGGAAAAUAAAAUGCUUUAAGCUA